Rhododendron vialii is the source of this 1598-nucleotide messenger RNA. RefSeq lists its product as uncharacterized. Bases 425 to 1297 code for a protein of 290 amino acids. NCBI's taxonomy places the organism in Eukaryota, Viridiplantae, Streptophyta, Magnoliopsida, Ericales, Ericaceae. The record is from RefSeq and is a predicted model, not a curated record. Gene Ontology annotation, molecular function: ubiquitin binding. The transcript has 5 exons.
AAUUCAGGGGGAAAAUGCUGUAUUAACACUCCUUCCUAGAAAUUCAUUGCAGACGACGACCAUCAGAGAGAGCGCCAAUGAUUCGCUACGGUCUCUCUCCGAUGUCUCCAUUCUGAAAACUAAACCCUAAUCUUCAUCUGUAGAUAGAUAAAGUUUACAUAUUUCUGUCUGUACAAUCAAUAACCAGUCAAUUCACCUACCAACAAUUUCUAGAGAGAGAGAGAGAGAGGGAGAGAGAGACUCCGAUUCGCAGUUUCUCUGCGAUUCUGCAUUUCAAUCCGCCCAAUUUCUAGAGAUAGUUAUUAGUCAGAGGAAAAAAGCUUUCAUUUCUUUCCCGAUUGAUUGAAUUGUGCAUGUGUAAUACUAUCGGAGAAGAAGCGAAUCGAUCUUCGCUUAUAAUCGGAGAGUAGGUUCUGCAGAAAACAUGUCUGCCGUAGUGUGCGGAAAGAGAUCAUCCUUCUUCGAAGACCUCCCGUCGUCUCCUCCCAAGGCAGUAUCAUCGUCCAAGAGAAUCCGCUGUUCGUCUUCGUCGCCCGUCCGGUUCUCUCCUCCGAGGCCCGCCGCAGCCUCUCCGUUUAGCUUGACGUCGUCGUUUUCGUCUCAUUCGUCGGCCCUUGACCUCCUUUCAGCUCUCUUCCCUGACAUGGACAAACAGCUUCUCGAGAGAGCGCUCAAAGAAUGUGGCGAUGACCUGGAUUUGGCAAUCAGACGUUUGAAUGAACUACGAUUGGGAGCCACCGAAAAUCUGGGCUCAGAUGCAAGCAACUCUCACAUUGCAGAGGAAGAAAAAGUGCAAUCCCAAGCUGCAGGAAUAGGCGGGGUGAAUGCCAAUGGAGAUGUUGCAUCUGCUGGGGAUCCACUGCCUCCGCAGAACCUCCCCAUGGGUGGUGCAGAUUGGGUGGAGCUCUUUGUUAGAGAAAUGAUGAAUGCUUCCAAUAUGGACGAUGCUAGGGCUCGUGCAUCCAGAGCACUUGAGGUCUUGGAGAAGUCUAUUUGUGGACGAGUAACUGCAGAGGCAGCCCAGACCUUCCGUCAGGAAAACAAUAUGCUCAAGGAACAAGUGGAAGCAUUGAUUCACGAGAAUGCUGUUCUUAAACGAGCAGUUUCUAUACAACAUGAGCGCCAAAAAGAGUUUGAGGAUAGGGGUCAGGAGUUGCAUCAUUUGAAGCAGAUGGUAUCUCAGUACCAGGAGCAGCUAAGAACUCUUGAGGUCAACAAUUAUGCUCUGACGAUGCACCUCAAGCAGGCUCAGCAGAGCAACUCCAUUCCGGGGCGUUUCCAUCCCGAUGUCUUCUAAAUUAGCCGCUAUAGAUUACAUGUUUGGUCCAAUGCAUGGAAAACAUGCUGGAGUUCCUCCUUGUGCCUUGCUAAAUCAGUAGCGUUGUAAUAAUAUCCUAAAACCUCAUUACAGUUUGAAUGUAAUAGGUAUUUGGGGAGCGGCCUUCUAGUCGCUCACUCUCAUGCCAAAGGAAUAAGUUAUGGUUAGAUUCAUUGGGAAUCUGUCUUUUGUUUUCGUUUCUGUCCGUCGCAAGAUUGAAUCUCGUAGUCACUAGAAUGGUUGAGAUAUUUUCUGAAUAACAGUAUACAUGUGAUCCAAA